CGGUGAGAGGGGUCUUUUUUGUUUUCCCGUAUCCGCCAUUUCAGUUUUUGAAGUUAGUUGUCAUCGGUCGCUGGAGCAUAGCCUGAAUUCCGCGGUUAAAACGCAUUGUAUGACUUAUAGAGCUGUAUUCUGGUCAUAAACCAAAUAAGAGUCAUUUUUAUAUCGUGGUUGAGUAUCUGUAUAGGCGAAUUGAUGACCAAACGGCUAGCUACGGAUGUCGCCUGUUUACUAAACGUGCUCUAGGCGCUAAAGUUUUUGUAUGAGUUGAAGGCUUUGCUUGUGGAUAACAGGAGGGAGAGCAGGGAAGGCCCGGUGAAGCCUCGGCUUUGGAGUGGUUAUCAUGGCCGGAAAUUUUGACGCGGAGGACCGUGGCAGUUGGUACUGGGGUCGGUUGAGCAGGCAGGAGGCUGUGUCUCUGUUGCAGGGGCAGAGGCACGGCGUGUUUCUGGUCCGGGACUCCAUCACCAGCCCCGGCGAUUACGUGCUCUCGGUAUCAGAGAACUCCAAAGUCUCACAUUACAUAAUUAACAGCAUCAGCAACAACCGACAGUCCGCUCCAGGUUUGGUCCAUCCGAGGUUUCGUAUUGGUGACCAGGAGUUUGACGCACUCCCUGCUUUGCUAGAAUUCUACAAAAUCCACUACUUGGACACCACCACCUUGAUAGAACCUAUCAACAAGUCCAAGCACACCUCCUUCAUCAGCGUUGGCCCCGGUGGAGCCCCUCCGCCACGCCUGGAAGACGAGUAUGUCCGAGCACUUUUCGAUUUCCCUGGAAAUGAUGAGGAGGAUCUCCCGUUUAGGAAGGGUGAUAUUCUCAGAGUUCUUGAGAAGCCGGAGGAGCAGUGGUGGAAUGCACAGAACUCUGAGGGCCGGGCAGGGAUGAUCCCAGUGCCGUACGUUGAGAAGUACCGACCAGCGUCUCCAAGUUCGGUUGCGGGGCCUGGUGUGCCUGGGGGACCGCCGGGAGGGAUGGGGAUGCUAGGGAACUCUGACGGCUCUGCGGCUCAGUCCGGCACUCCACUUCUGGGAGACCCCAGCCAGUAUGCCCAACCCACCCCCCUCCCAAAUCUCCAGAAUGGACCUGUCUAUGCCAGGGCCAUACAGAAGAGGGUACCCAAUGCCUACGACAAGACUGCCUUGGCCUUAGAGGUUGGUGAUAUGGUGAAGGUGACCAAAAUCAACGUGAACGGCCAGUGGGAGGGGGAAUGUAAAGGCAAACGUGGCCACUUUCCCUUCACACACGUCAAACUGCUGGACCAGCACAAUGCCGAGGAUGAACUCAGCUGAGAGCGGACAGCAGGGCCACAACCUGGACACUAGUAUUAGACCCUUCCUCACCCUCCUCCCUCCUGUUCUUCUUCUUCAACACACUCACCUGCUCUCUCCACCCUCACGUCUGCUCCAGCUUUUACCUGCACCAAGUACAUUUUCAGAGAAUCACUGAGAACAAAACAAACAGACCCUUGUUGGACCCUUCUAAUUCACACCCUCCACUUCUAGCCCUCUGAAUAAUCAUGACUGCCGUCCUCCACUAUCUACUCUGACUGACUGACUUCAAAAUGAGUCAUAUACUCUAUAGUAGAAACAGAAGAUAUACUGAGUCUCCUGUUCUGCGGAUAUGGCAACGCCCUUAGAUCCUCCCCUCAUCAUGUCCCUGUCGUGGACACCUUAUCAACACACACUCCUCACCACAGAAUUCAGCCACUUCCUCUUCCUGUGUCAGAGCCAGUAGAUAACUGCUCAGCACUGUCAUUUUUCAUCCUCAUCCGUCACCAUGUUUAUGGCUCUGUAGGAUCACUCAUGCUGCAUUCAUGUUAGAUGGGAAUACAGUUAAAAGAUGAAGAGUAACAACACAGUUUUCAUGUGUUUUGUCUUGUUUGAAGCUGUUAUGGCACUGUUAUUGAUUUCUUUACAAACCGUUUAAAGGAAUAGUUCGACAUUUUGGGAAAUACACCUAUUUAAUUUUCUGCCAAGAGUUAGAAGAGAAGGUCCGUAAUAUUCCUGUCUGCAUGGUAAAUAUGAAGCUGCUGCUAGCAGCAGAUUAACUUAUUUUAGCAUAAAGACUGGAAGCAAGACUGGCACUAUGCAAAGGUAACAAACCCACCUAUCACCACCUCUGAGGUAGACCUGAAUCCAUAAAAAAAGGUGUAUUAAAGUAAAGGUUUACAGGUGUUACAAAUGUCUAUUUUUAGCUGGGUCAAGUUGCCAGGCAACCAACAGAUACUCUGGGAAGACUCUCCAUCCAACCAAGAAAUAGUCCAGCACACAAUGACCUGUAAAACAUUGAAUUGUUGUUGACACUUGCUGAAACUAGGUAGAUUUUGUUACCUUUGGAUAGAACCAGGCUAGUCAUGUCCCCCAAUUCCUCUCUUAAUACUAAGCUAGGCUUACCGCCUGCUGUUAUUUAUCAUACAGACAAGAGAAUAUAAAUGUAUAAAUGAAAUUAAUAAUUUCACAAUUUGCUUUGUUUCACACUUAAAGUACAUGGUUGUUAUGAUUGAGGAAUUUGAAAUGUAGGGCCCCGACUUAUGUUAAAGGGAUGUGUUGGUACUUACAACACCUGAAAUUUAUAUCGCAAAAACUGGAGAGAACAAUAUUCUCUGAUGUGUUACCAUCCUAGGUAAGGUUGAGGGGUAUUUUCAUGAUAAAAGUAUCCAUCUACUUUUGUUCUUAAAAGACAUGAAUGCAGCAUUAUUUGGAGUUAAGCCAAGAUUGUGAGGGACAAGAGCAGUGAGAUUCAAAUGUGUGUACAUGUGCAGCAUUUUAUCACCAGAAAGAUUAACAGAGGAAUAUCGUGUCUGAGAAAGAACUAAAAAAGCUAGGUCAACUGGAGGUGUACAGUUCUCAAGGAGCAGGUCAAGGACCAGUCCAGCACCCACACCCCUGUACCAAAUAUCAAACGGAGAAAACAAAACUGAGUUGAGACCAGCAGCUAGUAGCAACUUCAUAUAGUCAUAGUUAUAGAGCAGGCCCCAGCAGUGAACCUGAGAAACUUAUGUUGUUGAGGUGGAGAUAAUGGCAACACUACAUUCAACCUCUCCACUCCUCCCACCUUGGCUCACCUUAGCCCCCAUUCACCCAUCGCCUACAACCAAGUACCACCAAGUAGUCUUUUGUAAGAAAAAAAGAACAUAUUGUUAUGAAAUGAUGUACUAUGUGAUUAUCAUUACAUGUUAAAAUACUGUUUUUUGUUAUCUUCAUAGUUUUUUCGUAGGUUUGUCUGGGGGGAAACGGAUUUGAUGUAUACUUUUUACUGCUGCAUGUUGGGAGGGAGUGAUGGGUUUGCUGGUGCAAAAUGGAUAAACUGACUUGGAGGGGGACACAUCUCUUUGCCCCCAGCCGUCACAAUACCAUGUGUUCUAAUUCUGUGUCUGAUGUACAUGAAUGAAGUUGAACAGAGUGAAUGUAGGCUCUCCACCAUAUUAGUUAGUAUUGUCUUCUCAUAUUAGUGCUCUCCAUUCAGCUAAAUGAAUAUACCUUAGCAAAACAGACUGCUCUGUGUUCAGAUCUUGUCAAAUGUGUCCAAGAAAAGAGAAAGUGGUGUUAUUUGGUACCUGCCCUUUAUUUUUAACCUAUUAAUAAUCUUGCUGCCACCUUGCACUAUUUUGUUCUUUUAAUCCUCUGGUUUAUACGCCUGUGUUUCCUUUGUGCUUCCUUACUUAAUCACCCCUUCUUUUAUUUAAAGUCUUGUCCAUUUAUGAUGCACAUGCCAACUUUGACUUUUUCUUUCACUGUUUUAUCUAUACCCUCUGCCAUUUCUAUAUUGUCAACAGAAUAGGCAAAUUAUGAUGUAGUACAGACUGCCUUUUUCUCAAAGGGGUUGUUUUCUGUUGAGAUUGAAUCAAUCUACCUGUUGACACCUGACAAUCAUCACCCACAUUUAUCAUAAAGCAGACUGGUUUGGAUUGAAGCAGGCUGGAUAUAUAACUCAGACCUUUGCCAGAGUGAACCUUGUCCAUUCUGAAUUUGAUCUGUGAGAACUUGCUGUCUCUUCCGAGUGAAGUGUUCCUCUCAGAUGUCCUGAUAUAGUAUUUCUGGCCAGCACACCAUUCCACCUUUAGGUGGCAGUGUAGCGACAUUCAGAAAAAUGGGAUCCUUCCAGAAAGCAUAUUCUGCCAGUGCUUAUGACAUUAAAGGAGAUGAAAUUUGAUUUUUAACAGAAUGCACUUACCUGCUUUUACACAGAGUUUGCAUUGAUUGAUGCUCUCCUUUUUAUGGUUUUCAAUUAUCCUCGAUUGCUCCCACAUUAGUUUCCCUGUCCUACUGGCUUUGCCUUACAAGCUCUGUCCUGCUUAAACACCAGUUGGCCAUAUUCCAAACCCAUGUUAAAAGAUUAACUGUUAAAAAAUAUUUGGCUGACUGCUUGGAAAAAUCUGGUCUAGGAAAGUAACAUUUGUGUUUACUGUCAGUUUUUGACAGUCCAUUUUUAUCUGUGUAGUUGCGAUCAAAUCAAGCUUCUUUGUCUCUCACCCUGCACAUGGCAAGUGCUUAGCUACAUAAAUCAUUAUUUUAUAAAUUGUGUUGCCAAUGAAACCACCAAGAAGUAUUUUUUUAGUAGCACUGCAUGAAGUCAUUCAUUUCCUUUCAUAAAAAGGAAAGGGUGUCAAAAUGCCAGUGGAAAUUGUGUUAAUAUCAAAAUGUGCCAUUUUAUUAUAACACUAUAUUCUUUCAAGACAAUUGAAAUUACCUUUUUAUUUUCUGUAGCAUGUAAUGUGUUAAUAUACUAGUAAAUAAAGUCAAACCCAUGACAAAUGA
Lates calcarifer (barramundi perch) is the source of this 4756-nucleotide messenger RNA. It is a transcript of the gene crk, whose product is annotated as v-crk avian sarcoma virus CT10 oncogene homolog. Gene Ontology annotation, molecular function: protein binding. The transcript has 3 exons. The coding region runs from base 341 to 1288 and encodes 315 amino acids. NCBI's taxonomy places the organism in Eukaryota, Metazoa, Chordata, Actinopteri, Centropomidae. The record is from RefSeq and is a predicted model, not a curated record.